Molecule: messenger RNA, 1058 nt
Organism: Emys orbicularis (European pond turtle)
Lineage: Eukaryota; Metazoa; Chordata; Testudines; Emydidae
Product: ficolin-1-like
Exons: 10
Coding region: 57-1058 (333 amino acids)
Biological process (GO): complement activation, lectin pathway
Molecular function (GO): carbohydrate derivative binding; antigen binding; signaling receptor binding
Source: RefSeq, a predicted model, not a curated record
AUGCUAAUUAGAGAAGAGGCUAAGUGGAGCUGCUGUUGCAGAGACCAGCACCAGCCAUGGGGAGAGCUGCCCAGCAAACCCUCCUUGUUUUACUCUGCAUAGCAGCUGUGGUUUGGACGGCUGAGGACAGCUGCCCAGAGGUGAAGAUAGUAGGUCUCAGUGGUUCUGACAAACUUGCUGUUCUCCGAGGAUGCUCUGGGAUGGCUGGAGCCUCAGGACCCAAAGGAGAACCCGGAUCUGCAGGAAUGAAAGGAGAGAGAGGUACUGAGGGGUUCCGUGGAAAGGCAGGACCAGCUGGGGAGAAAGGAGAGAGAGGUGAUGCUGGCCCCGCUGGACUAAAAGGAGAAAAAGGAAUCCCUGGGACAUCAGCAACAAUUGAUGUGAGGCAACUGAAUGAUAUCCAGUGUAAGAAAGGUGCAAAGAACUGCAAGGAGCUGUUAGCCAGAGGGCACAUUAUGAGCGGCUGGUACACCAUCUACCCCCGUGACUGUAACGCCAUGACCGUGCUGUGUGACAUGGUCACAGAUGGUGGAGGAUGGAUUGUUUUCCAGAGACGGGUGGAUGGGUCGGUGGAUUUUCAUCGGAGCUGGGAUUUGUACAAGAGAGGUUUUGGCAACCAGCUGACAGAAUUUUGGUUGGGAAAUGACAAUAUUCACCUGCUGACAUUACUUGGAAAUAACGAGCUGCGCAUUGACCUCGGAGACUUCGAAAACAAGAAAUAUUUUGCCAAGUACAAGUCAUUCAGCAUUUUGGGAGAAUCUGAGCAAUACAAACUGAUUCUAGGGGACAUGGUGGCAGGUGAUGCAGGGGAUUCAUUAACCUACCAGAAGAACAGUAAGUUUUCAACCCCAGACCGUGAUAAUGAUCUGGAUCCUGGUAACUGUGCAAAAAUCUUCGAAGGAGGUUGGUGGUUCAAUAGCUGCCAUCACUCCCACCUGAAUGGGGUGUAUUUACGAGGAGCCCAUAAUCGCCCUGGUCAUGGUGUGCUCUGGAACAAGGGUAUUGGGAAUGAAUAUUCUUACAAGUUCUCUGAAAUGAAAUUCAGGCCUCUUUCGUAG